Drosophila eugracilis is the source of this 723-nucleotide messenger RNA. RefSeq lists its product as uncharacterized. The record is from RefSeq and is a predicted model, not a curated record. The transcript has 2 exons. NCBI's taxonomy places the organism in Eukaryota, Metazoa, Arthropoda, Insecta, Diptera, Drosophilidae. The coding region runs from base 110 to 535 and encodes 141 amino acids.
GUCAAAGAAGCCUUGUCUUUACAGUUAUUUUCGCGAUUUCAAGUUUUUUCUCGCCAAAACUAACAUUUUUGCAAAAAGAUAUUUAAUUUUCGAUUAUAAAUUAAAAAUCAUGUCGGAAAAGGAAGAAGAAUCAAUUGAGUAUCUUACAGAGAAUGGUAUUUUUCCUAGACUACUGGAGAUUUUAAAGCAACUGGUUGAAAUCGAUCCAUUGCCAUCGGAUCCUCUAAUGUACAUUUUGCAUUUACUGGGCUGUCCACUCAUUCCUCAGGCCCAAAUGAAGGCCUUGGAACGUAAGGUGUCACGUGCCCACGAUGAAUUGCGCUAUUUGCGACGCUUAAUCAUAGAUUUAGAUGCCGACGAUCAGCUUUACGACAGCGAAAGCGAUGUGGAGGAAUAUGUGGGCAACGUGGAGGAUAACAAUUCAUCGGCCAACGAAAUUUCCCUGGUGGAAAGCAACGAAUCUCAUGAGGACUUCUCACGACCGGGAAUCGUAGUUCACUCUUCAAUGAUAUCACUCAAGGAUUCCGAUUCUUAAAAUCAAUAGAUCCUGCAACAUCAUAUCACAUUUGCCGUUGAGGCUUUAUUAUGUGCUGUGUACAUAUCUUUGGCAGCUGCAUGUGAGUUUUCCAACUUACAUAAUUUAUACAAUGCAUUGUAUAUUUAAAACUUGUAGGGGCACUACCUCUAUUACAAAUUCAUUAAACAUUGUUAUUUGGCAUGCAA